Haplochromis burtoni (Burton's mouthbrooder) is the source of this 2609-nucleotide messenger RNA. RefSeq lists its product as uncharacterized. The transcript is spliced from 8 exons. NCBI's taxonomy places the organism in Eukaryota, Metazoa, Chordata, Actinopteri, Cichliformes, Cichlidae. Bases 962 to 2383 code for a protein of 473 amino acids. Gene Ontology annotation, molecular function: proton transmembrane transporter activity. Gene Ontology annotation, biological process: proton motive force-driven ATP synthesis. The record is from RefSeq and is a predicted model, not a curated record.
AUUCUUGAGCCACCAUUAAUUUGUUCAAUGUUUUGCUAGGAAAAUGGGGCACGGAUGCAGUCAUGCACAGAGACAGUAUAUGAGGCAAAAACUGUUCUCACGAGCUUGAAAGUCGAUAUCUGGUGUGACGAUCUUCAUUCUCCGACAGCCUGAACUCUCUGAGGCAGCUUUCUGUAAGCAGUCUUCAGGAAUUUUCUCUGGGCUUCUGGAAGGAUAUUCAAAGCUCUUGGCAUGUUGGCUCGCUCUUUUAUUUAUUAUUGUUCUUCAAUAAAGCUAAUGUCUGUGCAGGUUUAAAGUAAAAAUGUAUGUAGAAAAGCAAUGAUGCUUCUCAAAGCAUCCUAGUUCGGGCACUGCAUGCAGAUCUGGCUUUGUAAAAGGCACUCAGAUUUCUAACAUGUUCUUUUUAUUUAUUUUUACCAAAAGAAAAAAAGAAAGAAAGCAGUGACUUUGAAAAGAAAGCAAAAUAAUCUUCGUAACAUACCUGAUAAUUGUUUAUAAUGUGUAAUAAUUAUAGUGGUUUCAAAUACAUUUUGCACAUCAUACUAGAUUAUUUGAUCGCAGUGAAGUGGUGGUGGGGUUAAUUAGAGCAAACAUAAGCACCUAAUAGCACAUCAACCGAUCUGCGUCUGACCGCAACAUUUGUUUGGAUGUGUUUGAACUAUUUCAGCUUUUACUUUGAAAAUACCAGGAAAUAAGCAAAUUCUUUAUGCAAUCAUUGUUAGAAAAAAAGGGGAAAAAAAACAGGCAGAACGACAACUGAGCUGAGCGCGUGAGACAGUCAGCAAAAACACACUGAAGCAAACUUUAUUUAAACCGGCCCAGGUAACAGCGGUGCAGCAGGAGAGGGAGGCUCGGGACAUUCAGUUCUUUCACAGAGAGGGAGGAAACCCCUCAGGAUCACUUCCCAAACACACACUGGGAAUAUUUCUCCAAACUUCUGAUAGAUUUCAUUUAAACCAGCAUGGCUGCUGCGCUGUUCAGAGCUGCAACAGGACUGAGUGUCAGACGGAUCCACGGGGAGUUUUGUAGAGUGAUGUGGACGCCACAGGCUGCUCGGUUCAGCUCCAAACCAUCAGACAGAGACCCGCCACGCAGAACGCACAUCAAGAAAGCCAAGGCCCAGCCUGCAGAAGAAGCUGAUAAAGUUCUGGACAAAUUCUUCUCUGAAAGGAGGCCAGCCACAGCGCCCCCUGCUGUUGGUGAAGAGCUUUCCAAAGCUUCCGCCAUGAUAAAUACCAGCUCAGCCCAGGAUCCACAUGAAGCAGCUAACAGAGACUCUUUGGAGAAAGAAGAGGAGAAAGCCAGCAAAGCAGAAGCCAUGAUACCUGAGUCAACUUUAGCAGAAGUGAAGGCUGAUGUGGGGAGUCUUGAAGCUGACGCUCUGCAAGAAACAUGUGACUCGCUCCAGAAGGGAGCUGAGGAGCUAGCAAAAGAGUUGGAAGUGAAGAUGCCAAUAGAAGAUGUUUCUGUUUCUGAAGGUGCAACAGAGGUGGACAAUUUAACACUAGAUUCCAUCCCUGAAGCUGCGGAUACACUGGAAGCUGAAACAUCAGCAGUCCCUGAAGCUGUGAUUGGAUCUGAGCAAGGACCGAUACAGUCGUCUGACACUGACCAGGAACUGAGACUAAAUGAUGGGGUGAUCAAUCAGAACAAAGAAAAAGGGGCAGCGGAGCCCGAAGGAAAUGUUUUGGAGGCCAUGUCUCUUGAGUCUGUGACCUUGGCUGAAGUUGAGGUGUCUUUGGGAACUCUGGAAAGCGAAUCUCUGAGUGAAACCUCGACUUAUCUGGAGAAAGAAGCUGCAGUUCUUGCUGUAGAGAAGAAGAUGGAGGUAGAGGAGGAAACCACUACCAAAGAGAUGACUGAGGCUACACACGCUGACCCUCUGUCUCUGCCUGAAGUCGCUUCUCUGCCUGAAGAUGUGCAGACUGAUGCACUGAUGGAGAAGCUGCUCUUUACUGUUCCUGCUAGUGUAGAGGGUGCACGAGAGAGCCCGAUUAUUGAGGAGGCUGUAACAGCAGACAGUCCGGAUGUUGUAACAGCUUCUGUUGAUAACGUGGCUGCAGAGUCAGAUCAUCCUCCAGCUCCUCCUCUUCCUCUGAAAGAGGAGCUGCUGGUACAAGAAGAGGAAAGAGCCACAGGAGAUAAAGAAGAUACAGGGACACACACAGAUUUGGAUCCUGUGCAGAGACUCUUCCUGGAGAAGAUCAGAGAAUACACUAACAUGCACAGGUCGAAUGCAGGAUUCCUGGAGGCGGAGCCAGAUUACCAAAAAAACCUGUCAGAGGAGACGGCUAAGCUCCAGAGAGUGUAUGGAGGAGGAGACCUCAGCAGCUUCCCUCAGUUCACCUUCAAUGAUCCCAAAUUGGACCAGGAGUCCAAAUGAUCUGUGAAUGGUGCCUCCAACUCUCUACACUCUUCCUCAACCUCUCCCUCUCCAUUAACUCCUCAAUUCAUCUUUAUUCCAAGGAAGAAAAAAGAGGAAGCAUAUGCAUUGAAAUCUAACGGUGUGGUUCUCUGGCUAAAAUGUGGGGAACGUGUUACUUGUGGGUGUUUGUUUUCUGUGUGAUGUCCAGUACUGAAAUUUAUUAGAUUAAAACACAAAAAAAGCA